AUGUGGGUGUAUUUAGUUGGAAUUGCGUUAGUUUUAUGUAUUCUACAUAUAAUUCUAAACUAUAAUGAACAAGCUAGACUUCUUAGAAAGAUUCCUGGACCUCAGUACGACUUUCUUGUAGGAAAUGGCGUUAGGGCUUUCAGUUCAGGAGCUGCGUUAAUGAGAUUAGGGAGAGAAUAUGCCAAAACAUGGAAUGGUAUAUACAGAAUUUGGAUACCUCCUUUCGGUGCUGUGCUUAUAUAUAAUCCGGAAGAUAUUGAGACAGUUAUCUCCGGCACAAAGUAUAAUGACAAAAGCCUAAUUUAUGGGUUCCUGACGCCGUGGUUGCGAGAUGGAUUAUUGCUUAGCAGUGGUUCAAAAUGGCAAGAACGCCGCAAGAUUCUCACCCCUGCUUUCCAUUUCAAUAUUUUGCGACAGUAUUUCCUAAUUAUUGAAGAGAACAGUCAACGAUUCUUGGAUAAUCUGAAGCAAACGGCUGGGAAGCCCAUCGAUAUUGCCCCAGUUCUAUCAGAGUUUACUCUUAGUUCUAUAUGUGAGACCGCUAUGGGUACUCAACUUAAUGAAGAUUCAGGCUCUGGAAAAUCAUACAAACAGGCCAUAUACUCAUUAGGUUACGUAAUUAUGCACAGAUUUGUCAGAAUUUACUUGUAUCCUAAGUUUAUUUUUGAUUUAACAUCACUUGGAAGGGCACAAAGACAUCAUCUAGAAGCAGUUCAUAGGUUUACUAAACAAGUAAUACAAAAGAGGAAGGCUUACGUUGAUAAAUACGGCCCUAAUUUACCUGAUGACAACAUCGAUGAUGAAGUAUUUGUAUACAAAAAAAAGAAGAAGACGGCCAUGUUAGAUUUGCUGAUAUCAGCAGAGAGAGAAGGCCUGAUAGACAAAGAGGGUGUUCAAGAGGAAGUGGACACAUUCAUGUUUGAAGGACAUGACACCACUGCAUCAGGGCUUACAUUUUGCUUUUUGUUACUUGCGAACCACAAAGACAUUCAAGAUAAAAUUGUAUCUGAGUUAAAAGAAAUAUUCGGUGACUCAAAGCGAGCAAUUACAAUGGGAGAUUUAUCAAAGAUGAAGUACAUGGAAUGCUGUAUUAAGGAAAGCCUCCGAUUAUAUCCGCCAGUGCACUUUAUUAGUCGUAACUUGACUGAAGCUACAGUUUUGAGUAACUACACAGUUCCAGCCGGUACUUUGUGUCACAUUCCAAUCAUAGAUCUCCAUCGUCGCGCAGAUCUCUUCCCGGAUCCUGAGAAGUUUGACCCUGACAGAUUUUUACCAGAGAAUAGCGUGGGUCGUCAUACCUACUCAUACAUACCUUUCAGCGCUGGUCCUAGAAACUGCAUAGGUCAAAAGUUCGCUAUGAUGGAGAUGAAAAUUGCAAUAGCAGAAGUUUUAAGACAGUUUGAACUACAGCCCGUAACACGUCCUUCAGACAUUGUUUUCAUGGCAGAUCUCGUUCUUCGAAACGAAGGGCCGGUGCUCGUACAAUUUGUAGAAAGGCACUAA
This is a messenger RNA of Arctia plantaginis, 1503 nucleotides long. The record is from the annotation of a GenBank genome assembly. Lineage: Eukaryota; Metazoa; Arthropoda; Insecta; Lepidoptera; Erebidae.